This is a messenger RNA of Malurus melanocephalus (red-backed fairy wren), 416 nucleotides long. RefSeq names its product insulin like growth factor 2 mRNA binding protein 2 (gene IGF2BP2). Gene Ontology annotation, molecular function: RNA binding. NCBI's taxonomy places the organism in Eukaryota, Metazoa, Chordata, Aves, Passeriformes, Maluridae. The transcript has 2 exons. The coding region runs from base 131 to 385 and encodes 84 amino acids. The record is from RefSeq and is a predicted model, not a curated record.
GCCGCUGUCGGAGGCUCCGCCGGGCCGGGGCCGGUGGCGCAGAGCGGGACCCUCCCGAGCCCGCGUCCGUCCCGCUCCCGGGAGGGGAGGAGCCGGGGGGGCUCCCGGGGAGGAGCCCGGGGGGCUCCCGAUGAGGCGCCGGAGGAUGAACCAGCUGUACAUCGGCAACCUCAGCCCCGCCGCCACCGCCCAGGACCUCCGGCAGCUCUUCGGGGAGCGGCAGCUGCCCCUGCCCGGCCAGGUCCUCCUCAAGUCCGGCUACGCCUUCGUGGACUACCCGGACCAAAACUGGGCCAUCCGGGCCAUCGAGACCCUCUCGGGGAAAGUGGAGCUGCACGGCAAAGUGAUGGAAGUGGAUUAUUCCGUGCCCAAAAAGCUCAGGUAACCCCGCGCCGGCACCCCCGGCUCCCCCCGAU